AUUUCGCCUAGAUGUCUAUCAAAUGAACUUAAAAGAAGUAAACGCAUAGACGUGACAACACCGCACUAGUUGGACAUCAAAUAAAUCAGUUUCGGUUUAGCCAACUGCUAAGGCGUUUUAGCCAAUAUUUAGACUUGGUUUAACACAAUUUACGCGUUGCGUGACUGUCACAUAAAAGCUUAUAAAAUUGGCAAAAUAAGUAAGCAUAGCAACAAGAUGCCGCCAGCGUCUGCGGUUAACAAUAACAAUGCGGCUGCACAAGCGGCAGCUGCAGAGCGAGCAGAAAAGCUGCGAGGGUCACUUAAAGGCUUCAUACUAGCCGAGAGACAGCGCAGACAAGAGGAGUACGAGAGACAGUGUGAGGAGCUGCGCCUGCGACGGGAGCAAGAGGCUCGUGAGCGCGAGAACAAUUUAUCUCUCGAAGAUACACGUGGACAAAUAAGUCGACUGGAUGAGCAACUUGCCGAUUUGCAUCAGAAAAAGCAUCAGCUGGUUGUACAGCUGAAGAAAGUUCUUAACGAUGACGAAACGCGUAAAAAGCAGGCGAAAGAAAAUGAAUUAUUUGCAAUGCAGCAGGAAGCAGCCGCCACUGCAGCCAGAGCUCAGGUAUUUCUGCCACCUGGUCGCUUACAUCAUCAGCUGCCGCUGCUGCAGAAGCAACCGCCACCUCCUGGCAGCCAGUCAACAACUGUAAAACGCGGUCGCAGUCCCUCGCCACCCAGCCAACAGCAUCAGGCGUACUACAAGAGCCCCGCUAACUACGCAACACAACAACCACAGAAACACGAUGACUUCUGUCGUGGCGCGGAUUAUGCUAAAAUGUCAUGGAACAAAUCUACGGCACAGUAUCCGAGUACAGGCACUCUAUUCUAUCAGACUUCGACGGCCCCAACGACUACACAGCAUCAAGCAGACGCUCGUCUUCAGUCCAUAUACAACUAUGGCUUGCCCCUUCGGCCUCCAUAUCAUGUUGAGCUACAACCAGGGCCCAGCGCAACGGUCAGCAAAGCUCCUGGCUCACAGUCACCAUCGCCAAAAGCACAGCCGAUGCAGGUGCUUCACAUAAAUUUGGAUCAACCUCCCAUUUCGCAAUCAGACCUGGUGCAGGUACAGGCGGGAGCUAGCAGUCUAUCCGUGCAAACGUCCAAUAAGCCACAGGUGACCAUGGAGAAGCUACCGGAUCGCUAUCACAUAGAAGUGAAGCAUGAUGGUUCGUCACAGAGUCAUGUGCCUCCUCCACCGCAUUUAUUGUCCGAGGGUGGCGUCAUCUAUAAGCCACUGCUCGGCGAGCUGUCGCUGCAUCCAAAUGUAUUGCAAAUCAGCAGCAGUGCAGCACAGAAUGCCAAGGCCACGGGUAGCAUAACGCAGGGGUAUGCGCCUGGCCGAGGUGCCAGUCCCUACGAUCAACAAUUGGCCAGGCAACAGCUGUCUAUGCUGCCCGGUCAGCCGGGAUCGGGCGCAAGUGCCGGACAGUCACCGCACGGCCAACAGAUACAGUUCACGCGACGCUUAUAUUGAUUCCAUAUUUAUGUAAAUCUGCUAAGCUCACUCAUAAUUUUACGAUUUUAACUGGAAAUAAUUUAAAAUGUUUUCGACUAAGCUGCAUUGCAGCCGCACAGAAUAAAGCACACAACUAUGGCGUCCCUAUUUUCCAA
Molecule: messenger RNA, 1655 nt
Organism: Drosophila arizonae
Lineage: Eukaryota; Metazoa; Arthropoda; Insecta; Diptera; Drosophilidae
Biological process (GO): regulation of transcription by RNA polymerase II
Cellular component (GO): transcription regulator complex
Molecular function (GO): transcription coregulator activity
Source: RefSeq, a predicted model, not a curated record